AGAGAAUAAAAGUAGAUACCUAGAAUAAAAAUAAAAGUUUGAUUCUCUGCUCCAUUAUAAAAAAAAAAUUAAAAAAUUUUAAAUACUUAAAUAAAAUGUGAAAAUUUAUUCACCCAAAUCAUCCACUACACUUCACUUCAGAUUAUGAACAUUCACCUUCUGGCUUCUACACCGAUUCAUUUUCUAAUGGCCUAAUUAGUAAUUAUUAUCCAUCUAUUCAAUUCCUGUUGUUGAUUAAAAACCCAAUUAAAAAGGUGGUAUAAGCCCGGGAGAAACUACAAUGUCUCACAGCUCUGAGGAGGAUACUGAUAUAAGUGAUUCUGAGAUAAGUGAGUAUGAAGAUAAAUGUUAUGAAGAACUUAAAAAUGGAAGUCAGAAUGUGAAAACCUCGGACGAGAAGUUCACUUGUCCAUACUGCCCUAAGAAAAGAAAACGGGAUUAUAUGUACAAGGAACUCCUGCAACAUGCUUCUGGGGUGGGUCAGAGUAGUUCACAAAAGAGAAAGGCAAGAGAAAAGGCUACUCAUUUGGCUUUAGUGAAAUACUUGGAAAAUGAUCUUAUGAAUAUAGAUGAGACUCCAUCGGAAUCAGCUGAUAAAAGUGACACUCCUAUUGAUUCUGGUGAACAGUUUGUGUGGCCGUGGAUUGGAAUUGUAGUUAAUAUUCCCACUAGCCGGACACCAGAUGGACAAACUGUUGGGGCGAGUGGUUCCAAGCUUAGGGAUGAGUACAAACGUAGGGGUUUCAAUCCAUUUCGAGUCAAUCCUCUAUGGAAUUUCCGAGGUCACACUGGAAUUGCCCUCGUGGAAUUCAAUAAAAACUGGCCUGGCUUUGAUAAUGCACUCGCAUUUGAAAAAGCAUAUGCAUUAGAACAUCAUGGGAAAAAGGAUUGGUUAAUUAAUACGCAGCAGAAGUCGGGUCUUUAUGCAUGGGUUGCCCGAGCAGAUGACUACAAAGCAAACAAUAUCAUUGGGGAACAUCUGCGAAAGAUGGCCGAUCUCAAAACCAUACCAGAACUUAUGGAAGAAGAAGCUCGAAAGCAGGAUAAACUUGUGUCCAAUUUGACCAACAUUAUUCAAGUAAAAAACCAGCAUUUAAGUGAGAUAGUGGCAAGAUGCACUGAGACUAUGGUCAAAAUCAAUUCUGCUAUGACAGAAAAAGAUCUGCUCAUUCAAUCUUAUAAUGAAGAGAUAAAGAAAAUACAGUCAGGUGCUAAGGAUCAUUUCCAAAGAAUUUUUAAUGGUCACGAAAAGCUUAAAAUGCAACUGGAAACUCAGAAAAAAGAGCUUGAGUCACGGAGACUUGAAUUGGAAAAGCGUGAAGCACAUAAUGAAAGUGAAAGAAAAAAGUUGUCAGAAGAGAUUCGGGAGAAUGCAACGAAAAAUAGCUCUCUUCAGAUGGCUUCUCUGGAGCAAUUGAAAGCUGGUGAAAAUGUUAUGAAACUGGCUGAAGAUCAAAAGAAAGAAAAAGAGAAGCUCCAUGCUAAAAUCAUUCAGCUUGAGAGACAACUGGAUAUGAAACAAAAGCUGGAAUUGGAGAUUCAGCAACUAAAAGGAUCACUUAGUGUGUUGAAGCACAUAGAAGAUGAUGAUGAUGAAGAAGUUUUGAAAAAGGUGGAUGAUUUGCACGAGGGUUUAAGAGAGAAGCAACAGACACUUCAAGACUUAGAGGCACUGAACCAAACACUGAUCAUUAAGGAGCGUAAGAGUAAUGAUGAGCUGCAGGAAGCUCGAAAAGAAUUGAUUAAUAGCAUUAAAGAGAUAGAAACUCGAGUCCAUAUUGGUGUGAAGAGAAUGGGGGAACUUGACACUGGACCAUUCCAUGAAGCUAUGAAGAAAAUAUAUAAUAAGGAAGAAGCUGAAGACAAAGCUACAGAACUAGGUUCAUUGUGGGAAGAGUAUCUAAAAGACCCAGAUUGGCAUCCAUUCAAAGUUGUCAUGGUUGAUGGGAAAGAAAAAGAAAUCAUCAAAGAUGACGAUGAAAAGCUGAAUGGGCUGAGAAAAGAACUGGGUGAAAAGGCAUAUAAUGCUGUAGUGGCAGCUUUAACAGAGAUUAAUCAAUAUAAUCCUAGUGGUCGAUAUGUAACCUCGGAACUAUGGAACUAUAAAGCUGGAAGGAGAGCAACUUUGCAAGAAGGAGUGCAGUUUUUGUUGGACCAGUGGAGACGCAAGAGAGAAAUGUUAGGUUACUGAAAUUUUCCGGUCAACAAUAUAUCUAGAAAAAUUUGGAAAAGAAAUGAAAUCGUUAAGUGAUCUAUAAGUUAUAAGUAACAGCCACUAAGUUACUUCUUUAAUCUUUGGAUCUUUUCUCAAGAAAUUUAUAAGUGAUCUAUAA
Molecule: messenger RNA, 2333 nt
Organism: Trifolium pratense (red clover)
Lineage: Eukaryota; Viridiplantae; Streptophyta; Magnoliopsida; Fabales; Fabaceae
Product: protein INVOLVED IN DE NOVO 2-like
Exons: 7
Coding region: 281-2191 (636 amino acids)
Biological process (GO): gene silencing by siRNA-directed DNA methylation
Source: RefSeq, a predicted model, not a curated record